CUGAGUACAGACCCGUCGAUUGACGUCCUAGACGACCACAUGAUGUCGGAUCACCAACCGGUUCUGGUCACUAUUGAUCUGGCGCCGAUCCGGAGGGAAAUCCCGUCCCCGCGUCAUAGACAACACUGGCAUAUCUUCGCGGACAACCUGUCCAAGAACUUGCGGUCUUUUCAAGUGGACAGCCCCGACCAUGUGGACCGCCUCGCCCUCGAGCUUACCGAGUCGAUCACCCGGGCACUCGAGGCCUCGCGGCUAAGCACCACAUCACACCGGAAACGACCGCAGUUACCUGCCGGGAUACGAGACAUGAUCGAGGACAAAAGGAGGCUGCGUAGACUAUACCAGCGCACCCGAUGCCCGACCAUCAAGUCCCAGCUCAAUGCUCUGGCGGAGAGAGUCUCAGCGGUGUUGGAGGACCACGCUGUGGACUCUUGGUACAAGACCAUCGAGCGAGCUGGAGAAGACUGGUCGGGUAUCCACUGCAUAUGCCGCCAAGUAUCCAGGAAGUCAGAACCGAUCCGGCCCCUGCUAGCGAGUGACAGCACCCCACGCUACCGCGCAGCGGACCGAGCCGAGAUCUUCGCUGACUACCUGGAGACCCACUUUUAG
This is a messenger RNA of Danaus chrysippus (African queen), 609 nucleotides long. The record is from the annotation of a GenBank genome assembly. NCBI's taxonomy places the organism in Eukaryota, Metazoa, Arthropoda, Insecta, Lepidoptera, Nymphalidae.